Messenger RNA from Coccomyxa subellipsoidea C-169, 803 nucleotides. Its product is annotated as ribosome associated membrane RAMP4. NCBI's taxonomy places the organism in Eukaryota, Viridiplantae, Chlorophyta, Trebouxiophyceae, Coccomyxaceae. The record is from RefSeq and is a predicted model, not a curated record. The transcript is spliced from 4 exons. Gene Ontology annotation, cellular component: endoplasmic reticulum. Gene Ontology annotation, biological process: endoplasmic reticulum unfolded protein response. The coding region runs from base 143 to 349 and encodes 68 amino acids.
CCUUUGAGUAACAAUUCGCCUGUCCUUUAGCCAUAUCCUGGCACAUCCUGUCACAUUCGGUAGAAUCUGCCGCAUUCUUGAUCCUUUGUGAGGACUUCGACUUUUUCCUAGGCUACUUCAGCUUCUUUGUACAAAAUCCAGAAUGAGCUACUCAAAGCGCAUUGCCAACGCCAAGAGCGACAAGUACCACAACAACAUCCAUAAGCGCGGAAAGGUGUGGGAUGGCAAGGAGAAGUCCAAGACGUCAGUUUCUGCUGGGCCUUGGCUGCUAGGCUUCUUCGCAUUCGUCUUGGUGGGAUCUGCUGUCCUGCAGGUCAUCAGGACAGCCAACAAUGGGACGCCUUUCUAGGCUAGGAGGAGCCAUGCCUGAGGUGUACAGUCUCAUGAUGGGUAUAUUUCAACAGGGCAGAAGCAAACCAGCACAUGUGCAUUACUUGACUGAAGUUCAUGUCUUGUAUGGCAUCAUGGAAUAUUUUGAACCACCCACUGUCUGCAAUAACGAUGGUGUAUCAGAAGUCACUUCCCAUCAUUGGGCGCCUUUUUUCUGACAGCUAGUAAUGCCUGCUGUGGGCUGAGAUGAUCUCCUGUCGCUUCAAGUGAACAUUCAUCGCCGUUUUUGGUGCUGCAAUCACCUUUUGCCCAAGUUCUGGGCAUAUUGUUGCCCAUCAAGUCCGCUGUGCAUGCAUAUAUGUCUGAACUCAAGACUCUCAAGAGGAAAUGAGGUGAUGCUGAUCUGAGAAACUCUCAUGAGAAAGUCAAUGAAGAACCAGAUGUCAGAUAUGUUAUGUAUAUAAUGUAGCAUU